AUGAGAACAACAUCCUUCAUCCUGUUCCUGACUGUGACACUUGCGACCAUAUUCAAGAUAGUAUGUGCCACAGAAGAGUACCAGGUUAAUUGCAAACCUUAUCAAAACCUACCACCAGAAGAACUAAGAUUUUGUCCUCUAGUCUAUGAACCAAUUUGUGGAUCUGAUGGCAAAGCAUAUUCCAAUGAAUGUAUCUUUUGUUUUAAAGUUAAGGAAACUGAGGAAAAUCUUAAAUUUCUACAUUUUGGAAACUGUUGA
This is a messenger RNA of Sciurus carolinensis (gray squirrel), 258 nucleotides long. RefSeq names its product serine peptidase inhibitor Kazal type 9 (gene Spink9). Gene Ontology annotation, molecular function: serine-type endopeptidase inhibitor activity; protein binding. Lineage: Eukaryota; Metazoa; Chordata; Mammalia; Rodentia; Sciuridae. The record is from RefSeq and is a predicted model, not a curated record. Bases 1 to 258 code for a protein of 85 amino acids. The transcript is spliced from 4 exons.